Prorocentrum cordatum is the source of this 822-nucleotide messenger RNA. NCBI's taxonomy places the organism in Eukaryota, Dinophyceae, Prorocentrales, Prorocentraceae. The record is from the annotation of a GenBank genome assembly.
GACCGGGGCCGCGGCGCCUUGAGGGGCCCCGGCGGGCCCCGGCGGGCCAGCGCCAUGGGCCACAUGUGCACCAGGCCGCAUUACCAGGGCGGUGCGCCGCCCUACGCGGGGCCACGUCCCGGCCAGGCGCCGCCGGGCUCCCCAAGCCUCGCGGUGCCCGGCAGCUGGCCGCACUACAUGCCCCUGGGGCCGCAGCCUGGCAUGGCCUCCCCGUGGAAGGCAGGCCACUCGGCGCAGCUUGGGCCAGGCCCGAUGCAGCCCAUGGGGUACGCGUCCAACAUGGGCUCCGAGCCCGGGCAGCCCCUGCGGGGCCCCCUGGACGCCCAGCGGCACUGCUGGGGGCAGUGCUGCUGCUUCUGCUUGGGCUCUCUUGGGGCGGCGCUGGCGCUGCUGCUGUGGGUGCUGCUGCGCGUGGCUACCGCCGAGUGUACCCUGGAGGCCUUCGACGCCCACCUCGUGCUCCCGGAGGAACGCCCGGGCAGCGGGCGUGGGAGAAAGGUUCGACCGGGCCACCGCUCUCAACACCUUCGUGCAGGAGCUCAACCUGGACUUGCUGGGCGUGUGGUGGAUGGACGGCAAUCCGUUGACAGCGGAGCAGUUGGUGUCCUUCGCGGGUGCACGGGGGAGUUUGCCAUAUCCCACGACCGUGCCAGUGCCCUUCCUCAUCACGAGGAACAAAAAUUGCAUGAACAGAAGCUUUCGGAGCUCCGCGCGGAGUUCGGGAUCGGCGCCGGGACCCCCCUCCUUGGCGCGCGGAGGGGGCCAGCGCCGAUCCAAGGAAUCCGCAAGGAGCUCCGAAAGUGUAUGCUUAUGAUUCGUUGA